AUGGACAGCAGUGGUGAGCUGGGCGCUGGCGAGGACGAGGCUGCAUGCACAUCUGCGUCCGAGGGUCUGGAAGAGGGUGAAGUGGAGGGCGAGACUCUGCUCAUAGUGGAGUCGGAGGACCAGGGCUCUGUGGAUCUGUCACAUGACCAGAGCGGUGACUCGCUCGCCAGCGACUUAGGCGAGGAGGCGGACGGAGCGUGGGCCUGCGAGGAUUUGGCGUUUUACUGCGAGCGCUGCCACAAGUGGAUCCCUGCUGUUCAUCUCCAUGGCGACCAGCCCAGCUACCUGAAAGGAGACAACUUCUUCAAGUUUGUCUGCUUUGACUGCUCCGAAGAUGGCAAGGAGACCUUUGAGAGGAUGCGGCUCACCUGGCAGCAGGUGGUCAUGCUAGCCAUGUACAAUCUGUCCCUGGAGGGAACCGGGCGCCAAGGUUAUUUCCGCUGGAAGGAGGACAUCUGCGCCUUCAUCGGCCGACACUGGAACUUCCUUCUCGGAUCAAGGAAAAAGACGUCAACGUGGUGGAGCACCGUGGCCGGUUGUCUGUCAGUCGGGAGUCCUGCCUUCUUCCGCUCGGGAGCGCAGGAGUUUAGCGAGCCCGGUUGGUGGAAGCUGGUUCACAACCGACCUCCGACCCUGCGGCCAGACACCAACAAGGCCAGCACUAAGGUCAAAGCAUCCAAGGCGGCGUUGGAGCCCAUCAUCACCGUGGAGGGUCUGAGGAAGCGCGGCGCCAGAAACCCGGUGGAGAGCGCCAUGCAGCUGAAGGAGAAGCGCUCGCGGACUCAGGAGGCCAAAGACAUUAGGCGUGCUCAGAAGGAGGCUGGCGGAUUCACGGACCGCAGUGCUUCCUCCACGCCAGUCAAAGCGGGCGUAGGCCGCGGCGGCACCGCCGCUCGACGACCGGACCUGGUUCUGGAGAAAGGCGAGGUCGUUGACUUCUCUUCACUCAGUUCUUCAGAUAGAACUCCGCUGACCAGCCCGUCACCAUCACCCUCACCGGAUUUCUCCGCCCCCGGGACCCCGGCCUCCCACUCUGCCACGCCCAGCCUGCUAUCGGAGGCAGACCUCAUCCCGGACGCCAUGCCGCCUCAGGCUCUCUUCCACGACGAUGAGGAGAUGGAGGCGGACGGGAUGAUCGACCCCGGAAUGGAGUACGCCCCUCCACCCGCCACCAUUUUCAUUGGUCGCAAGAAGCUCCGCCCAGCACCACCUCACAUCAAGCAUGAGGCAGACAGCGACGACGAUGACGGACAGGAGCACGAGGAGGACUUGGAAGAAGCGGUCGGCCCGCCUCUUUCUAGUGGCGCCCACAACAGGACAGAGCGGAGGAUGGUUGGGCGUUCUGAGAAAAGUGACGGGGGCGGCGGCGCCCCACAGAAUUCUCAUUACGUGCCUCUGAGCCUUUACGAGGAGAGGAUCCUGCGGCGGCGUUUGGACACAUGCCCUUUAGCGUUAGCCGUCACGCCGCAAGCCAAACGCCUCCACCGCAAGCUACUGGUCCGUCAGGUCAAGAGGCAGCGAGGGCUCCCCCUGCUGGACAUCGACCGUGCGGUCAGCACCGCCCUCAGCCUGGUGGGAGGAGUCUACGGAGCCCUAGAGGUCAACGGAGGUCAAUUUGCAACCAACAGCCAGGAGCUGCGUGUCCUUGAUCGCUUCCAGGUGAAGGGGUCCACGAGGAGGGGCUUCCCUGCACCGCGGGUGUCCUUCUGCCAUCGACUGAUGGGAGCACAUGGCGGUUUGGAGCAAAGCAUCAAGAGCCCUUACACGUCCCGCCUCCUCAAACCGUACAUCAGGCGCGACUACGAGAGUCGGCCGCUGAAGAUGAGGCUGCUCGCAGAGAUCCGAGCUCGUCGUCGUGGGGAGGGAGGAGACUGUACCCCUGAAGCAGACGCCCCCAUCGACUACUGCUACGUGCGGCCUGACCACAUCCCCGCCGUCAACGCCAUGUGUCACGAGCACUUCUGGCCAGGAGUGGACCUGUCCGAAUGCCUGCAGUACCCGGACUUCAGCGUGGUGGUUCUCUACAAGAAGGUGGUAGUCGGCUUCGGGUUCAUGGUGCCCGACGUCAAGUACAACGAGGCCUACAUCUCCUUCCUGUUGGUGCAUCCCGAGUGGCAGCGAGCGGGCAUCGGCACCUUCAUGAUCUACCAUCUCAUCCAGACGUGCAUGGGCAAGGAUGUGACGCUGCAUGUGUCGGCCAGUAAUCCCGCCAUGUUGCUCUACCAGAAGUUCGGCUUCAAGGCCGAGGAGUACAUCCUGGACUUUUACGACAAGUAUUACCCGCUGGACAGUAGCGAGUGCCGACACGCUUUUUUUCUACGACUGCGCCGCUGAUUACUGGCGGGGCGUUGUCGGAAUGUGUUGUGAUUGGAGGAGUGCAUUAAUAAAUGGAACAAUGACAUCCCUCAGUAGCUAGCGUUAUGGAUGACCAGCAAGUCAGGAAACCCCACCCCCUCCAUGUCAAGGCAAGACUGGUGCUUUGAGGCUAGCGAGAAGAGAUACCAUGGCUUCGCAGCCAGUCCUGAUGGCCACAUCAGAGGCUGUGUGGCCAUUUUUGUCACGCAAGCCAGUGGCGGCCUUGCAGCUGAAAGACACCAACAGCGAGUGUGACAUCAUUCCGGUGACGACAUCAAACGGCUACAAUAUGCUCCACGCUUACCUGAGCAGAACCUCAGCACACCGCAGACCUCCAGAGGCCAGAGCAGCGGCCUCGUGCAACGCCGUGUUCUUCAACCUGAGGAGGACACCACGUGAUACGCAGAGUCACGUGAAGAAUGAAAUGAUGUCAUCUUACGGCCCAGAUCGCUGGUCCACGUCCGCGCCGGCCUGCACCAAAACCGGAAGAACCUCGUGAUGACCAUUGGCAGUGGCGAGGGCCAGGGCAUGACGGCCAUCGGUCCCGCAGCAUCGUGGGUCCGCCCCCUGAUGGACACCCAAUGGUGGGCAAGUGACACAAAGGCUCCGAUUGGCUGAAGGCGCUCGUUACCUGAUCUAAGAGCUGCUGGAUCACAUCUACACGACCAUGUGCUGGACCCACUUCCUGCAGCAGUUGACUGUUUCUCACCUGAGCCAAUCACAGACAGGCUUUCAUAAAGAGGGAGGGGCCACAACGGAACACUCGUUUAAUUUUAAUGUCGGCAUCUCACCAUCAUAUUAGUUUUUCUUCCACUUCCUGAUAACACAAAAAUAAAAGUGCAGUGUUAAGUUGCUGCAGCGUCACGCUUGCAUGAUGUAAUGCUAAUGUAAUGCUAAUGUAAUGCUAAUGUUCUCACCGUGGCGGCCCGAGUGGGUCCGUUCCGUCACGCUGCUCAGAGUCUCACCCUCAGAACUGAUCUGAGACCAGACAGAAGAACAAAACAAAACCGUUUCACUAAACACCUCAGCAACGUGCUUUACUGUCAAGAGACUUAUCAACUCACACGUCUGACUUCCUGUCCGACUUCCUGUGAGGCCACCAUAAAGCUGAUGGUCACGCUGACCUCAUGAGCGUCUUCUUCAAGCACUGCAGACACCAUCUUAGUGAUGGAGUACACACACACACACACACACAGCAAGUUAAAGCACCAGCUCAAGUCUUCUGACGAUUGUCCCAUGAUGCCGAGCUGCCUUACCCUGCCGAGACGAGGCUCUCCCAGCAGAGUCCUGAAGGGGGCGUUGUUCUGAGCAAAACUCCUCAGGUGAGCGCACACGUGAUCCAGCUGCUUCCUCCAAUACCCUGAACACACCUUUCGCUGUUAU
This is a messenger RNA of Doryrhamphus excisus (bluestripe pipefish), 3738 nucleotides long. RefSeq names its product lysine acetyltransferase 14 (gene kat14). Gene Ontology annotation, molecular function: histone acetyltransferase activity. The record is from RefSeq and is a predicted model, not a curated record. Lineage: Eukaryota; Metazoa; Chordata; Actinopteri; Syngnathiformes; Syngnathidae.